Penicillium chermesinum is the source of this 318-nucleotide messenger RNA. RefSeq names its product putative mitochondrial DnaJ chaperone (Tim14) (gene pam18). The record is from RefSeq and is a predicted model, not a curated record. Gene Ontology annotation, cellular component: PAM complex, Tim23 associated import motor. Lineage: Eukaryota; Fungi; Ascomycota; Eurotiomycetes; Eurotiales; Aspergillaceae. The transcript has 4 exons. Gene Ontology annotation, biological process: protein import into mitochondrial matrix. Gene Ontology annotation, molecular function: ATPase activator activity. Bases 1 to 318 code for a protein of 105 amino acids.
AUGGCUUCAACUCUUAUGGUUGGUCUUGGUGUGGCCGGCGCUGCCUUUUUGGGUCGCGCUGGUCUGGUCGCCUACCGUCGCUCUCAGGGCGGCGUGAACGCUGCUGGUAAGGCCUUUUUCAAGGGAGGAUUUGAGCCGCGCAUGAACCGUCGCGAGGCUGCGUUGAUUCUCGAACUUCCUGAACGAACCCUGACCAAGGAUAAGGUGCGUAAGAAGCACCGUCAACUCAUGCUGCUCAACCACCCCGACCGUGGUGGCAGUCCCUACUUGGCUACCAAAAUCAACGAAGCCAAAGAGUUCCUCGACAAACACACCUGA